UUUAUUUGUUCUUCUUACUACCUCUUUCUGAAAUGUUGCAGAUUCUUUAGAAGAUACAGGUAACCAAGGAAUAAUGGCGGUUAAUCUAACGGAUCCAAGUGACGAAGAAGAAUGUAAACUGGCAGAGGCCGCACUAGCAUGUUAUCAGUCAGGACAGCUUACUCCACUUAUCAAGGAAGAACUCAAGUACAAAAUUCAAGCUAAACGGAUGGAACAAGGCAAGGGAGAACUCCAUGUCCAAUUUACAGCCCCAAAUUCAUUUGAGCUGACGAAAGAGGAGGCACUUAAGUCAGAAAGGAGGCGACAACAAAACCGUGUGGCGGCAAGAAAGUUUCGCAAAAGACAACUAAAAUUUGCAGUUAACCUUGAUGAGAUGCUGCAGACGUUGGAAGCCGAAAACAGUCGUCUUCACGCGGAGGUUGGAAGACUUAGCAUGGAAAAGAACUUUUGGCAAGAGAAACUCAAUAAAUUCCUACUUAGUACAAUAGAUGGACAUCUAGAAUCUUGA
Molecule: messenger RNA, 508 nt
Organism: Ylistrum balloti
Lineage: Eukaryota; Metazoa; Mollusca; Bivalvia; Pectinida; Pectinidae
Product: basic leucine zipper transcriptional factor ATF-like 3
Exons: 4
Coding region: 74-508 (144 amino acids)
Biological process (GO): regulation of transcription by RNA polymerase II
Cellular component (GO): nucleus
Molecular function (GO): RNA polymerase II cis-regulatory region sequence-specific DNA binding; DNA-binding transcription factor activity, RNA polymerase II-specific
Source: RefSeq, a predicted model, not a curated record